AGGAGGCAGUUUAUCCCGUUCAAGUAAAAUGGGUUCAAAACAGAUUGCACAGGAAACAUUUGAUGAUGCAGUGCAAGAAAACAUUACAGAGUUUGAAAUGGAGCCAGAAGAGGCUGUGAGAGAAGCUGUGCAGCAGUUUGAGUCCCAAGGUGUUGACCUCAGCAAUAUUGUGAAAGCUGUGCGGCAGCCUGCCUCUGAAAAUGGUCAAAAGCAAAAACAUGAAAUUUUGCUGACUUUAGAUGCCCUUGGGAGAGCUGUUGCUGACUCUGAUCUCACUGAGAUGGCUGAGCAGCUGGGGGUCUUCACUGAUCAGUGCAAAGAGCAGCUGGCUUUCCGCUACCUGGCCGGGCAAAAUGGUGCCUAUCCUGUGGUAUUCUCUGCCUGCCAGUUGGCUUCAGGAGACAGGAAUUUAAUGCUGAAAGCUUUUUAUACUCUGGCUGCCAUCUUGGAUGGACAGCCAGACCUACUUGACUCCGCUGGCCAGGAUCUACUGCUACAAACCCUGAAAGAAUAUAGGGAGGAUGCGGAAAUGACGCUGGCUGGGAUCCGAUGCAUUCGGCACGCCUGUCUGAAACACGAGCAGAAUCGCCAGGACUUUGUGAAGGGUGGGGUUCUCCCGCUUCUGACUGGAGCCAUUGUCCAGCAUGGAGACAGCGCUGAUGUCGUCCGAACAGCGGCCUCGGCGCUCAGGGUCAUGACUUUUGAUGAUGACAUCCGUGUGCCCUUUGGUCAUGCUCAUGAUCAUGCCAAAAUGAUUGUGUUGGAAAACGAUGGGUUACGAGUCCUCAUUGAAGCUGCAAAAGCAUUCACAGACAACUCCAGCGUUCUCAGUGAACUGUGCGCCACCCUUUCUCGCCUCUCUGUCAGGAAUGAAUUCUGCCAAGAAAUCGUGGACCUUGGCGGCUUAAAUUUCAUGGUGGCUCUCCUGGCUGACUGCAUUGACCAUCCGGUGAGCGAUAGAGACGUGGUGAAGCAGGUGCUGAGCGCCAUCCGAGCGGUUGCGGGUAAUGACGACGUGAAAGACGCAAUCGUUAACGCUGGGGGAACGGACCUCAUUGUGCUCGCUAUAAGCCAUCACCUGGCCAACCCUCAGAUCUGUGAGCAAGGCUGUGCAGCCUUGUGCAUGUUGGCUUUGCGCAAACCUGAGAACUGUAACGUCAUCAUGGAGGGCGGAGGGGCGUUGGCAGCUCUGCAGGCUAUGAAAGCACACCCACGAGAAGUGGCUGUACAGAAACAGGCUUGCAUGCUGAUCCGCAACCUGGUCUCUCGGAGCCGGGACUUUUCUCAGCCCAUCUUAGAGAUGGGAGCUGAGAACCUGAUAACAGAAGCUCGUGCAACGCACAGGGACUGUGAUGACGUGGCCAAAGCUGCACUGAGGGAUCUCGGCUGCAAAGUGGAGCUCCGAGAGCUGUGGACAGGUCAGAAGGGAAGCCUGGCUCAGUGAACUGUCGCUCCACUAAGCUGUGGAGCUUCAGGAUAUCCCUAUACAUGAAGUCUAAGGGGGGAAACAAAGUGGCAUGGAUUAAUUUGCAGUUACAUUGAACUGGAAUAUCUGAAGCAAAUGCCUGGCUUGUGAGGCUGCAGUGAACUUUUUAUUGGGAGCUACAGCUGAAAUGGCUUUAUGCAUUCACAGGCUGCAAAUCAACUCUGUUUAGUAAUCAUUCCCCAAAUCAUCUAAUGCCUGAAGAUGAUCUGCUCCCCCCUGCUGUUAUUUAUUUUACUUAUGUACAGCACAGGGCUGUUCCUGUGUGCUCUGUUCUAUACAGUCAGAGCAAAAGCGGAUCUU
This is a messenger RNA of Mesitornis unicolor (brown roatelo), 1786 nucleotides long. It is a transcript of the gene ARMC6, whose product is annotated as armadillo repeat containing 6. The record is from RefSeq and is a predicted model, not a curated record. Lineage: Eukaryota; Metazoa; Chordata; Aves; Mesitornithiformes; Mesitornithidae. Gene Ontology annotation, molecular function: protein binding. The coding region runs from base 29 to 1444 and encodes 471 amino acids. The transcript is spliced from 7 exons. Gene Ontology annotation, biological process: hematopoietic progenitor cell differentiation.